This is a messenger RNA of Orcinus orca (killer whale), 10684 nucleotides long. RefSeq names its product proteasome 26S subunit, non-ATPase 1 (gene PSMD1). Bases 158 to 2905 code for a protein of 915 amino acids. Lineage: Eukaryota; Metazoa; Chordata; Mammalia; Artiodactyla; Delphinidae. The transcript is spliced from 24 exons. The record is from RefSeq and is a predicted model, not a curated record. Gene Ontology annotation, biological process: regulation of protein catabolic process; proteasome-mediated ubiquitin-dependent protein catabolic process. Gene Ontology annotation, molecular function: enzyme regulator activity. Gene Ontology annotation, cellular component: proteasome complex; proteasome storage granule; proteasome regulatory particle, base subcomplex.
GAAGCGAGCCGGUGGCCUGAAGAGGCGACUGACUGAACCGGGCACCCGGAGAGCCAGGCGGCGCGGCGGGGCGAGCGGGCAGGGAGUUGACAGACGGCGCGGCCGGUGCGGCGAGCGAGCGAGGGAGCGAGCGGGCGGGCUAGUACGGGGCGCAGCCAUGAUCACUUCAGCCGCUGGAAUAAUUUCUCUUCUGGAUGAAGAAGAACCACAGCUUAAGGAAUUUGCACUACACAAAUUGAAUGCAGUGGUCAAUGACUUCUGGGCAGAAAUUUCUGAGUCUGUAGACAAAAUAGAAGUUUUGUAUGAAGAUGAAGGUUUCCGGAGUCGGCAGUUUGCAGCCUUAGUGGCAUCUAAAGUAUUUUAUCACCUGGGGGCUUUUGAGGAGUCUCUGAAUUAUGCACUUGGAGCAGGUGACCUCUUCAAUGUCAAUGAUAACUCUGAAUAUGUGGAGACUAUUAUAGCAAAGUGCAUUGAUCACUACACCAAACAGUGUGUGGAAAAUGCAGAUUUGCCUGAAGGAGAAAAAAAACCAAUUGACCAGAGAUUGGAAGGCAUUGUGAAUAAAAUGUUUCAACGAUGUCUAGAUGAUCACAAGUAUAAGCAAGCUAUCGGCAUUGCUCUGGAGACACGAAGACUGGACGUCUUUGAGAAGACUAUACUUGAGUCGAAUGAUGUCCCAGGAAUGCUGGCUUAUAGCCUCAAGCUCUGCAUGUCUUUAAUGCAGAAUAAACAGUUUCGGAAUAAAGUACUGAGAGUUCUAGUUAAAAUCUACAUGAACUUGGAGAAACCUGAUUUCAUCAAUGUUUGUCAGUGCUUAAUUUUCUUAGAUGAUCCUCAGGCCGUGAGUGAUAUCUUAGAAAAACUGGUAAAGGAAGACAACCUCCUGAUGGCUUAUCAGAUUUGUUUUGAUUUGUAUGAAAGCGCUAGCCAGCAGUUUUUGUCAUCUGUAAUCCAGAAUCUUCGAACUGUUGGCACCCCUAUUGCUUCUGUGCCUGGAUCCACCAAUACGGGUACUGUUCCAGGAUCAGAGAAAGACAGUGACUCAAUGGAAACAGAAGAAAAGACAGGUAGUGUACUUGUAGGAAAGACACCAGAAGUGAGUCCAGAGCCCAAGGAUCAGACUUUGAAAAUGAUUAAAAUUCUAAGUGGUGAAAUGGCUAUUGAGUUACAUCUGCAGUUUUUAAUACGAAACAAUAACACAGAUCUCAUGAUUCUAAAAAACACAAAGGAUGCGGUAAGGAACUCUGUGUGUCACACAGCAACUGUUAUAGCAAACUCUUUUAUGCACUGUGGGACUACCAGUGACCAGUUUCUUAGAGAUAACUUGGAAUGGUUAGCCAGAGCCACUAACUGGGCAAAAUUUACAGCCACGGCCAGUUUGGGUGUAAUUCAUAAGGGUCAUGAGAAGGAAGCAUUACAGUUAAUGGCAACAUAUCUUCCCAAGGACACCUCUCCAGGAUCAGCCUAUCAGGAAGGUGGAGGUCUCUAUGCUCUAGGUCUCAUUCAUGCCAAUCAUGGGGGUGAUAUAAUUGACUAUCUGCUUAACCAGCUUAAGAAUGCCAGCAAUGAUAUUGUUCGACAUGGUGGCAGUCUGGGCCUUGGUUUGGCUGCCAUGGGGACUGCACGCCAGGAUGUGUAUGAUUUGCUAAAAACAAACCUUUAUCAGGAUGAUGCUGUGACAGGGGAAGCAGCUGGCCUGGCCCUAGGUUUGGUUAUGUUGGGCUCUAAAAAUGCCCAGGCUAUUGAGGACAUGGUUGGCUAUGCACAGGAAACUCAACAUGAGAAGAUUCUACGUGGUCUUGCAGUUGGCAUAGCAUUAGUGAUGUACGGAAGGAUGGAGGAGGCUGAUGCUCUCAUUGAAUCUCUCUGCCGUGAUAAGGAUCCAAUUCUUCGACGAUCUGGAAUGUAUACCGUGGCCAUGGCUUAUUGUGGUUCAGGUAACAACAAAGCUAUUCGCCGCCUGCUACACGUUGCUGUAAGUGAUGUUAACGACGAUGUCAGGAGGGCAGCAGUAGAAUCACUUGGGUUCAUUCUCUUCAGGACCCCUGAACAGUGCCCCAGUGUCGUUUCAUUGUUGUCAGAGAGUUACAAUCCUCAUGUGCGUUAUGGAGCUGCAAUGGCCCUGGGCAUCUGCUGUGCUGGUACAGGAAACAAGGAAGCAAUUAAUUUGCUAGAACCAAUGACAAAUGACCCUGUGAACUAUGUGAGGCAAGGAGCUCUCAUAGCUUCGGCUCUCAUCAUGAUCCAGCAGACUGAAAUCACUUGUCCCAAGGUGAAUCAGUUCAGACAGCUGUAUUCGAAAGUCAUCAAUGAUAAACACGAUGAUGUCAUGGCCAAGUUUGGCGCUAUUCUGGCCCAGGGCAUACUGGAUGCAGGUGGACAUAAUGUCACAAUCUCCUUGCAGUCCAGAACUGGGCACACCCAUAUGCCUUCUGUGGUUGGCGUCCUUGUCUUUACCCAGUUCUGGUUCUGGUUUCCUCUUUCACACUUCCUGUCAUUGGCUUAUACCCCUACCUGUGUCAUUGGCCUUAACAAGGACUUAAAGAUGCCGAAAGUUCAAUAUAAAUCAAACUGUAAACCAUCAACAUUUGCAUAUCCUGCCCCUCUGGAAGUACCAAAAGAAAAAGAAAAGGAAAAGGUUUCCACUGCUGUGUUAUCUAUAACUGCCAAGGCUAAAAAGAAGGAAAAAGAAAAGGAAAAAAAGGAAGAGGAGAAAAUGGAAGUGGAUGAGGCAGAGAAAAAGGAAGAAAAAGAGAAGAAAAAAGAACCUGAGCCAAACUUCCAGUUAUUGGAUAACCCAGCCCGAGUUAUGCCUGCCCAGCUUAAGGUCCUAAGCAUGCCAGAGACCUGCAGAUACCAGCCUUUCAAACCAGUUCUUGUAUCUCGAAAACUAGAGAACCAUUAGUAGACAUAUUUAAUACAUUCAAAUCCUGGACCUGUCUCAAAUGUCAUAGACAAGAUUUCUAGAUACUUAUAGAAAAGUAAACCCAUUCUCAUCAGCUUGAAGGUGGUCCCUGAUGGUGGUGACAACUCUUAACCACAAUUGUGAGUCAAGCUCUUACCUGACUAGAUUAUCAGCUAGAGGAGACAAGCGCAGAGGAUGGAAGAUAUUUAGUGGAAGAGCUAGAAUUGGGCGGAACUGAGUUUAUAUUGCAGAUCUGCUGUUUCUUAGCUGUGUAACUGAGACAAGUCAUUUGAUUGCUUCGUCUUUCAGUUUCCUCAUCUAAUAAUUGGGAUGGUGAUGCUACCUACCGCCUAGGAAUAUUGUAAAGAUUAAAUAGGUUGUUAUAUGUGAAACACUUAAAACAACAUGUGGAACAUGGUAAAUCCUCAGUCAGUGAAUAUUACUUGGUGGUGGUGACAAAUCAUCAGCCAUCUGUGGGCAGCAGGCAGUCAGGCCGGGAAAGACGGAAUAGCUUGCAGGUUUUCUCCCAUCUCCGAUUAAUUUUGCAUUACUAGGACCUAAUACUGCUUGGUCUGUAGUGUCGAAUGAAUGAAUUAAUAGAACCACUAAUGGACACAUUAAAUGUAGUCGCUAUCUAAUCUGCAACCCAGCUCGCUAAAGUGACAUGUUUCUGGAGAAUAUAUUCUAACAGCAUCCUUUCAAAACUGCUCAUGCUGGAACAGGUAUAUUAGUACACAACUAGUGAGUACUUUAAGCACACAAAACACCUAGUGAUUUUGACAAUUAUGAAGAACUAAAGAGAGCAAAGUAUAUGCUCAGUGUCAUGAGGCCAUAUGAGGAGACUGGUUUUCCUCAGCUGGAACUUAAAUGAUUGUUAAGCCUUUGCUCAAAAUAAAUCCGAGGAAGCUGUAACAGUUGUUCAUUUACAAGCGAAAAGAUUUCUUCUGUCUGUGCCUGGCUGACUAUUGAAGGUGUGCCCCAAUCACACACAUAGCCCCUCAGCAAAGACUCGGAGACUUAUUGUUCCACGUGUUUAAGGAAAUCCCUGGCUAGUCAUUAGCUGUCCAAUCAGGUAACUGAGAGAAGACUUCAGUGAUCACACACAACAGAAGACACUUUAUAGAAAAGUCACAAAACAGACAACAACAGCAAACCCUGGGGAGAGGUGAGAAUCUGAUUUCCAGAGUUGCCACAUUGUAUUAUUUAAGUGUCCAGUUUUCAACAGAAAAUUAUAAGAUAUACAAAGCAAUAAAACAUGACUCAUACACAGGAAAAAAGCAAUAAAUAAAACUCUCUCUGAGGAAGCCUAGGUGUUGUACAUAAUAGGCAGACUAAAUCAACUAAAAUAUGUUCAAAUAACUAAAGGAACUAUGUCUAUAGAACUAAAGGAAAGUAUAAGAAUGUUAUCUUAACAAAUCAUGAAUACCAGUAAAGAGAUAGAAAUUGUAAAAAAUAAUCAAAUAGACAUUCUGGAUUUGAAAAAUACAAUAACUGAAAUGAAAAAUUUGCUAGAGGAGCUCAACAGCUGAUUCAGGAAGACUUGAGCAAACUUGAAAAUAGGUCAUUUGAGGAACAACAAAAAAAGGGUGAAGAAAAAAUGAACAGACCUGUUAAAAGCCAAGCAUACCAACAUACACAGAAAUGGGCUAAUGGGAGUCCCAAAAAGAGAGAGAAAAUUAUAGAAGAAUAUUUGAAGAAAUAAUGACUGAAAACUUCCAUAAUUUUAUGAAUAACAUUGAUCUACAUAUCCAGGAUGCUCAGUGAAUCCAAGUAAGAUAAAGAGAUCCACACCUAGACACAUCAUAAUCACACUGUUGAAAGACAAAGAAGGAUUCUUUUCUUCUUUUUUUUAACUGAGGUAACAUUGGUUUAUAACAAAUGUAAGUUUUGUGUAUACCACAUUAUAAUUCACCUUCUGUAUACACAGCAGUAUGCUCACCACCAAAACUCUAGUUUCCAUCCAUCACCAUACAAUUGACCCCCCUUUCUCCAUUUCACCCUCCCGCACCCCCCAAGAAGUUACUGUUUUCUCUAUGGUUUUUUUUUUUGCUUUGUUUUGUUUUGCUUGUUCAUUAAUAUUUUUGUUUUAGUCCAUAUAUGAGUGAAAUCGUGGUAUUUGUCUUUCUCCAUCUAACUUAUUUCACUUAGCAUAAUACCCUCAAGGUGUAUCCAUGUUAUUGCAGAUGGCAAGGUUUCAUCCUUUUUUUAUGGCUGAGUAGUAAGUAUUCCAUUGUGUGUGUGUGUGUGUGUGUGUGUGUGUGUGUGUGUGUGUCACAUCUUUUUUAUCCAUUCUUCUAUCGAUGGGCACUUAGGUUGUGUCCAUAUCUUGGCUGUUAUAAAUAAUGCUGCUAUGAACAGAGGGGUACAUAUAUCUUUUCAAAUUAGUGUUUUCAUAUUCCCAGAAGUGGAGUAGCUGGAUCAUUCUUUGAGGAAUCUGCAUACUGUUUUCCACAAUGGCUACAUCCAUUUACAUUUUGACCAACAGUGUACCAGGGUUUCCUUUUCUCCACAUCCUCUCCAACCCUUGUUAUUUUUUGCCUUUUUGAUAAUAGCUGUUCUAAUGGGUAUGAGGUAAUAUCUUGUGGUUUUGAUUGAUUUGCAUUUACUUAAUAAUUAGCAAUGUUGAACAUCUUUUCAUGUGCCUGUUGGCCACCUGUAUCUUCUUUGGAAAAAUAUCUAUUCAACUCCUUUGCGUUUUUUAAAUUUAGUCAUUUGUUUUUUUAUUGGUCAGUUGUAAAUUUCUUUAUAUAUUUUGGAUAUGAACCUCUUGUAUGAUGGAUAUAUGAUUUGCAAAUAUCUUCUCCCAUUUGGUAGGUUUUCUUUUCAUUGAUGGUUUCCUUUGCUGUGGAGAAACUUUUGGUUUAAGGAGUCCCAUUUGUUCAUUUUCACUUUUGUUUCCCUUGUCUGAGGAAACAUAUCCAGACAGAUACUGCUAAAAGCAAUGUCAGAAAGCAUACUGCCUGUGUUUUCUUCUAGGAGUCUUACGGUUUCAGGUCUUACAUUCAAGCCUUUAAUACAUUUUGAGUUAAUUUUUGUGUAUGCUGUAAGAAAGUGGUCUGGUUUCAUUCUUUUGCAUUUGGCUGUCCAGUUUUCACAACACGGUUUAUUGAAGAGACUUUACUUUCUCUACUGUAUGCUCUUGGCUCCUUUGUCGUAAAUUAGUUGUCUGUAUAUGUGGGUUUAUUUCUGAAUGUUCAGUUCUGUUCCAUUGAUCUGUGUGUCUGUUGUGUCUAUUUUUCUGCCGAUACCAUGCUGCUUUGAUUACUACAGCUUUGUAGUAUAAUUUGAAAUCAGGGAGUGUGACACCUCCAGCUUGGUUCUUUUUUCUCAGGAUUUCUUUGGCUAUUCCAGGUCUUCUGUAUUUACAUUUUAAAAUUUAGGAUUUUUUUGGUUCUAUUUCCGUAAAAACAAAUGUCAUUGAGAUUGUGAUAGGGAUUGCAUUGAACCUAUAGAUUGCUUUAGGUAUAUGGACAUUUUAAUAUUGUUAAUUUUUCUAAUUUAUGAGCAUGAAAUGUCUUUCCAUUUCUUUGUAUUUUCAGUUUUGUUCAACAAUGUCUUAUUCAGUUAUCAGUAUAUAGGUUUUUCUCCUCCUUGAUUAAACUUACUCCUAGAUAUUUUAUUCUUUUUGUUGCAAUUGUAAACGGGAUUGUUUUCUUAGUUUCUCUUUCUGCUAGUUCGUUGACUUAUUUCACUGAGCAUAAUACCCUCCAAUUCCAUCCGUGUUGUUGCAAAUGGCACAAUUUCAUUCUUUUUUAUGGCUGAGUAGUAUUCCAUUUAUUCUUUUUUAUUCAUUCACCUGUUUAUGGACGCUUACAUUGCUUCCAUAUCUUGGCUAUUGUAAACAAUGUUGCUGUGAAUAUUGCAGUGCAUAUAUCUUUUCAAAUUAAUGUUCAUUUUCUUCAGAUACAUACCCAGGAGUAGAAUUGCUAGAUCAUCUGGUAGUUCUAGUUUUAGUUUUUUCAGGAACCUCCAUACUGUUGUCCAUAGUGGCUGAACCAGUUUACAUUCCCACCAACAGUGCACAAGGGUUCCCUUUUCUCCACAUCCUUGCCAAUAUUUGUUAUUUGUGGUCUUCAGUAAUUCUUAAGAUUAUGAAGGGAUCCAGAAAAAUUCUUUAUCAGGUGAGUUGGAGUUCAGAAAAUGUGGUCACAGAACUCUAGACCAGAGGGACCCCACCCUGUGGCCCGAGUCUGCUCUCACCCUGUCCCCAGGGUGGCCAGCUCACCACCCACUCCCUGGUCUUUUUUCCUCUUAUCUGAUUUAAAAGACAACUGUACAGUGCAAUAUAAAUUGGUGUUGAUGUGUACACACUGUAUAAAAAUGUAAUUUGCAUUAAAAUAUGUCUUAGUCUGUUCUGGCUGCUAUAGCAAAUUGCCACCUACUGUUUAAGACUGGGUGGCUUAAACAACAAAUCUUUCUUUCUCACAGUUCUGAGACUAGAAGUCCAAGAACAGGGUGCCAGCAUGAGCAAGUUCUUGGUAAAGGCCAUCAUCCCAGCUUAUAGACAGCCCACUUCUCAUUGUAUCCUCACAUAGCAGAGAAAGACAAAGCAAACUCUCUUCAUGUUUCUUCUUAUAAGGGCAUGAAUUUCAUUCCUGAGGGCUUUGCCUUCAUGACCUAAUUGCAUCCUAAAGACCCAACUUCUCAUACCAUUACACUUUGUGGGGGUGGGGUAGGAUUUCAACAUAUGAAUUGGGGGAGGGGACACAACAUAUAGGUAUGUUUGGCACAUACGUGAGCCAUACAGAACCAUGUCUGGCACACAGUAUGUGUAUACUAAAGUUGGAUAUUGUUAUGAUUCUUACUAUAUAGGGCAAAUAAAUUUCUAUCUGUUUAAUCAAAAAAAGGGGAAAGACUCAAAUUACUAAAAUCAGGAAACAAAGAGGAGACAUUACUACCAGCCUUACACAUUACUACCAACCUUACAAAAAUAAAAGGAUUAUGAGAGUAUACUGUGAAUAACUAUAUGUCAACAAAUUAGGUAAUUUAGAUGAAAUUGACAAAGUCCUAGAAAGACACAAACUACUACAACUGACUCAAGAAGAAAUAGUAAAUCUGAAUAGAUAUAUAACAAGUAAAGAGAUUGAAUUAAUAAUCAGGAAGCUAUAAAGAAAAGCCCAGGGCCAGAUGGCUUCACUGGUUAAUUCCAUCAAAUGUUUAAAGAAAAAAUAGCACCAAUCCUUUACAAACUGCUCUUAAAAAAUACAAGAGGAGGAAACACUGCCAAACUUAUUCUGUGUGGCCAAUAUUACUCUGUAGUGAAACCACGCAAAGACAUUACAAGGAAAAAAAACUACAGAGCCAAUAAUUAAUGUUCACAAAUUGGAAAAUUUAGUAUUACUCAAGAUGGCAGUACUCCCCAAUUUGAUCUAUAGAUUCAACACAGUCCUUAUCAAAAUCCCAGGUAACUUUAUUUUGCAGAAAUAUACAAACUGAUCCUAAAAUUCACAUGGAAAUACAGGGGACCCAGAAUAGCCAAAACAAUCUUGAGAAAGAAGAGCAGAGUUGGAAGAAUCACACUUCCCAAUUUCAAAACUUACUACAAAGCUACAGUAAUCAAAACUGGUAUUGGCAUAAGGAUAGACAUCCAGAUAAAUGACUUUAAAUUGAGAGUCCAAAAAUUUAUGGUCAAUAUGACUUUUUUUUUAAUUGAAGUAUAGUUGAUUUACAAUGUUGUAUUAGUUUCAGGUAUACAUACAGCAAAGUGAUUCAGUUAUACAUUUAUGUAUAUAUCUACUCUUUUUCAGAUUCUUUUCCAUUAUAGGUUAUUAUAAGAUGUUGGAUGUAGUUCCCUGUGCUAUCCAGUAGGUCCUUGUUGUUUAUCUCUUUUAUAUAUAGUAGUGUGUAUCUGUUAAUCCCAAACUCCUAAUUUAUCCCCCCCCACACCCUUUCCCCUUAAUUUAUCCCCCCCCCAACACCUUUCCCCUUUGGUAACCGUAAGUUUGCUUUCUACAGUAUUAUCUGAGUAUACUUCUGUUUUGUAAAUAAAUUUGUACCGUUUUUUUAGAUUCCACAGAUAAGUGAUAUGAUAUUAUAUUUGUCUUUGUCUAUCUGACUUUCUUCACUGAGUAUACGAUAAUCUCUUGGUCCAUCCAUGUUGCUGCAGAUGGCAUUAUUUCAUUCUUUUUUAUGGCUGAGUAAUAUUCCUGUGUGUGUGUGUGUGUGUGUGUGUGUGUGUGUGUACACAUAUAUAUACCACAUCUUUAUCCAUUCAUCUGUCAGUGGGCAUUUAGGUUGCUUCCAUGUCUUGGCUAUUGUAAAUAGUGCUGCUAUGAGCAUUGGGGUGCAUAUAUCUUUCUGAAUUAGUUUUUGUCUUUUCCAGAUACAUGCCCAGGAGUGAGAUUACAGGAUUAUAUAGUAACUCUGUUUUUAGUUUUUUAAGGAGCCUCCAUAGUGUUCUCCAUAGUGGCUGCACCAAUUUAUAUUCCCACCAACAGUGUAGGAGGGUUCCCUUUUUUCCACACUCUCUCCAGCAUGUAUUAUUUGUAGUUUUUUUUGAUGAUGGCCAUUCUCACCUGCGUGAGGUGAUAGCUCAUUGUAGUUUUGAUUUACAUUUCUCUAAUAGUUAGUGAUGCUGAGCAUCUUUUCAUGUGCCUGUUGGCCAUCUGUAUGUCUUCUUUGGAGAAAUGUCUAUUUAGGUCUUCUGCCCAUUUUUUGAGUGGAUUGUUUGUUUUUUUGAUAUUGAGCUGUAUAAGCUGUUUAUUUUAGAAAUUAAUCCCUUGUCAGUCACAUCAUUUGCAAAUAUUUUCUCUUAUUUUGUAUGCUAUCUUUUUGUUUUAUAGUUUCCUUUGCUGUGCAAAAGCUUUUAAGUUUAAUUAGGUCCCAUUUGUGUAUUUUUGCUUUUGUUUCCAUUACUCUAGGAAAUGGAUCUAAAAAAAAAUUUGCUGCGAUUUCUGUCAAAGAGUGUUCUGCCUGUGUUUUCCUCUAGAAGUUUUAUAGUAUCCGGUCUUACGUUUAGGUCUUUAAUCCAUUUUAUGGUCGAUUGGUUUUCUUCAAUGGGGAAAGAAUAGUAUUUUCAAGACAUGGUGCUUAAGACAACUGGCUAUCCAUAUGCAAAAGAAUUAAAUUGGAUCCCUACCUUACAGCAUAUAUAAAAAUUAAUUGAAAAUGGAUCAAAGACUUAAAUAUAAGAGCUAACACUAUAUAAACCCUAUCUGUAAAUCUUUAUGAUCUUGGAUUAGGCAGUGUUUUCUCAUAUGUGACAUCUAAAGCAGAAGCAACCGCAAAAAAAAGAUAAAUUGGACUUAAUCAAGUUAAAAACUUUUGUGUUACGAAAGACACUAUCAAGAAAGUGGAAAAAAACCCCAGAGAAUAGAAAAUAUUUUCAAAUCACAUACCUGAUAAGAGACUUAUACCCAAAUACAUUUUUUAAAACUCUUAAAACUCAAUGAUUUUUUAAAAAAUGUAUAUUUUAAAUGGGCAAAGGAUUUGAAUAGACAUUUCUCCAAAGAAGAUUUACAAAUGGCCAAAAGCACAUGAAAAGAUGCUCAACAUCAUUCAUCAUUAGGGAAAUGGAAAUCAGAACCACAAGGAGAUACUUCACAAUACCCUAGGAUGGCUAUAAUCAAAAAGACAAUAGGGGCUUCCCUGGUGGCACAGUGGUUGAGAGUCUGCCUGCCGAUGCGGGGGAUGCGGGUUCGUGCCCCGGUCCGGGAGGAUCCCGCAUGCCGCGGAGCCUGCGCGUCCGGAGCCUGUGCUCCACAACAAGGAGAGGCCACAGCAGUGAGAGGCCCGCGUACCGCAAAAAAAAAAAAAAAAAAAAAAAAAGACAAUAGGUUU